UUGGCGCCGGGCAGAGAAGCGGAAUGUUCAACUCCUGACUCGGGCGGAAGCGUGGGAGCCGCACGGGCCGCCGUCCUCCCGACCCCCGUCGCCACUCGCACCGCACGCGGGGCCUCCGCGCCCCCGGCUGCUGCUCACUUCCCCCCUCCCCACCCCCGGGAGCCAGAUUUUGUGGAAGUAUAAUACUUUGUCAUUAUGCAAUGUCGUCUCUCGGAGCCUCCUUUGUGCAGAUUAAGUUUGAUGACUUGCAGUUUUUUGAAAACUGCGGUGGAGGAAGUUUUGGGAGUGUUUAUCGAGCCAAAUGGAUAUCACAGGACAAGGAGGUGGCUGUAAAGAAGUUACUCAAAAUAGAGAAAGAGGCAGAAAUACUCAGUGUCCUCAGUCACAGAAACAUCAUCCAGUUUUAUGGAGUAAUUCUUGAACCUCCCAACUAUGGUAUCGUCACAGAAUAUGCUUCUCUGGGAUCACUGUAUGAUUAUAUUAACAGUAAUAGAAGUGAAGAGAUGGACAUGGAUCACAUCAUGACCUGGGCAACCGAUGUAGCCAAAGGAAUGCACUAUUUACAUAUGGAGGCUCCUAUCAAGGUGAUUCAUAGAGAUCUCAAGUCCAGAAAUGUUGUUAUAGCUGCUGAUGGAGUAUUGAAGAUCUGCGAUUUUGGUGCCUCUCGGUUCCAUAACCAUACAACACACAUGUCCUUGGUUGGAACUUUCCCUUGGAUGGCUCCAGAAGUUAUCCAAAGUCUCCCUGUGUCUGAAACUUGUGACACAUAUUCCUAUGGUGUGGUUCUCUGGGAGAUGCUAACAAGGGAAGUCCCCUUUAAAGGUUUGGAAGGAUUACAAGUAGCUUGGCUUGUAGUGGAAAAAAACGAGAGAUUAACCAUUCCAAGUAGUUGCCCUAGAAGUUUUGCCGAACUGUUACAUCAAUGUUGGGAAGCUGACGCCAAGAAACGGCCAUCAUUCAAACAAAUCAUUUCAAUUCUGGAGUCCAUGUCAAAUGACACUAAUCUUCCUGACCAGUGUAACUCAUUCCUGCACAACAAGGCAGAGUGGAGGUGUGAAAUUGAGGCGACUCUUGAGAGGCUAAAGAAACUAGAGCGUGAUCUCAGCUUCAAAGAGCAGGAGCUUAAAGAACGAGAAAGACGUUUAAAGAUGUGGGAGCAAAAACUGACAGAGCAGUCCAACACCCCGCUUCUCUUGCCUCUUGCUGCAAGAAUGUCUGAGGAGUCUUAUUUUGAAUCUAAAACAGAGGAGUCAAACAGUGCAGAGAUGUCAUGUCAGAUCACAGCAACAAGUAACGGGGAGGGACAUGGCAUGAACCAAAGUCUGCAGGCCAUGAUGCUGAUGGGCUUUGGGAAUAUCUUCUCAAUGAACAAAGGAGGAGCUGUGAUGCAUUCUGGGAUGCAGAUAAACAUGCAAGCCAAGCAGAAUUCUUCCAAAACCACAUCUAAGAGAAGGGGGAAGAAAGUCAACAUGGCCCUGGGGUUCAGUGAUUUUGACUGGUCAGAAGGUGACGAUGAUGAUGACGGUGAUGAGGAGGAUAAUGACAUGGAUAAUAAUAGUGAAUGAACCCAGAAAGCAAACUAAUACAGUUUAAAAUGUUUAGGAAAACAAAAGAAACUUGCUAUCUCUGUAUGAAAAACAAUAAGGAAGUAGAAAGUGAAGCACUGCAUUUUUAGGCCAAUCACAUUUAUAUGACAGUACUUUAUUAAUUUUUACUUUUGAUUUAUUUCUGCUUACAGAAAUAUGGGGAAAAUUAAGCCAAGAAGUUUUAUUUAAUGAAUCAGCCAAAUGUGGUGCCUGAUUUUAGAAAUUUGUGAUUCUAUAUACAAUAUAGUAUUUUUUAACUAAUGAUAUUCUGGCUUUCUCUUUUAAUGACUACUUUAUAGUUUGUAUUUGCCUAUAUUUUAUUUUUUCUAUUCAAUUGCCUAAAAAAAAAAACACACAUCUUUUGAACAAGUGCUCUUAACUCCUAAAAUUUUUCUUUGACACUUGAUUUUCCUGUAACAUAUGACUUUUUUUCUUGUAGCAAUACACUGUAAUAUCAGAAAUGAUUCAUAGUGACUACAAAAUCCAACAACAAAAAAAAUUGAAAUGAAAGAAGGUUAUAACAAAAUUCUUCAGAAUAUCUAAAUGCUGAGGAUUUUUAAUACUAAAUAGCACAGCUACUCAAAGUAAAACCUGCAAGGUGUUCUCAGAACUACAUUUGAAGGAGAAAUACUCUAAUUUGAAACCAACAGCAGAUGUUGCAGCUUUCAUUCAUACCCAAUACUAGUCCUGGAAGCUGGUUAACAGCAGCACACGUCAUCCAAGGCUUAGCUUGUGCUUUAUUCAGACAGGAAGACAUGGUCUUAAAAGGGCACUACCAGGCAGUGUGAACGCUCUGUAUGGCAGCCCUGCCCGGCACUUCCAGUGAGGGGCGUGUGCAUGUUUGCUUGUUUGUUCCAGAGGGGGGUGAUAAUCCUGGAUUUUAAAUAUAUAUAGAUAGAUAUUUUAAAGAGGAAAUUAAGUAUUGUAAAAGGAAUGAUAAAGAUAUGUUAUCCUUACUUAGGCAAAAGUGCAAGCUGAAUGUUCCUUUCCAUAUCAAAUCUAGUCUUCCAGAGUUGUCUUUUUUUUUAAAAAAAAAAAAAAAACCCUGACACAGUGAUGCUGGUAUUACAUAAAGUAGAUGUAGGUGCUACUCUGAAAACCUGGAAAACUAGAAAUAUUCUCAGAAUUUUAUCACAUAUUUGUCAAAGCUUGUUUAAACUAUAAAACACUUUUAAACACCUGCAAAACUUUUGUAAUUAUAUAAAAGAGAAGCAAAAGAAGAAAACCUCUUUUUUUCUAUCUAAAUUAGAAAGCAAUAUUAUGCAUUGACUACUCAAUCAAAAAUAUUCUUGGUGGUUCUUUUGACAAACAUUUUAAGAAAGAAUAUCAUCAUCAUAGAUAUUAUUUUAUACCAUUUCUAAGUAUAUUCAAUCAUAAAAAGUCUUUUAGUAUUUGAAGCGUGAUGUGUUCCUAAACUCCACUGAGAGCUGUAAAAUUCCACCAGAUGAUCAGUAUGUGGUGCCAGCUUUAUUUGGAGAAAAAUAACUAAUAAAGAAUCUGAGCAUGAGAUGUGGGACAGUAUAUAUAACAUAGUGAUAAAGAGAGGCACCUGGAGUCAUAUAGUGAUUCAGAAACCUGCGCCUACUUGCCAUGCAAUUGUGAGCAAAUGAUGUAACCUCUGUGUCUGUUUGCUCAUGUUUAAAACAAGUAGGGUAAUAGUACCUCCCUCAAAGGGUUGUUUUUGGGUUUAAUGUGAUAUACAUGUAAAGCACUUAACAUAGUGCCAGGCCCAUGGUAAGUAGUCAGUUGAUGUUGGCUAUUUUUAAUUGGGCCAGCGAAAAGAAAAAUAAAUGGUUUCAGAAACCUUCUGGAAAACUAAACUAUCAAUUUCAAGAGAUAUUUGUUAGGUAGUAUGAGAUGACAUUAAAAGGGGAUGGCUUUCAGGGAAGUUAAAGAGAACACUCAUAGAAUGAAAGCUAUGUCAACAGAUUUAUCCUGUUACUCUUUAAAGACUUACAAGCCCUGGCCAGGUUUACAUGGUCUAAGGUAUUUGCAGACUGUACCAUCCACAUGCUAAGUAAACAGAAAGAGUUUACUCCCCCAAGAAGGUGAAUUCCCCACAUACCCAUUCUAACAUCUAUGUCUGUGCAUACAUAUGGAUACAUGUACACCACUAUAUAGUGCUGGUGACAGACAGGCACACACAUAAAGAGACAGCCUAUGCGUUCAGACAUAGAAAAGUGCUCACUGACAUGAGCAAGGUCACUCAAGUAGAAAAUCUAGAAAUGGAGCAUCAGGGACCGUUUGCUACUCUUGACUUCCCAGCAUACCUUGGGGCACUGUGGCAGAGAAGAGAGAGUCAAAGACAUGGCAGUGGAAAAGCCUCUUGCACAUCUUCCCAGGAAAAGAUAAAAGUCAUUCAUUCAUUCAACAAAUAUUCAUUGAGCUCCUAAUGUGGGCCAGAUACUGUUCUAGGCACUGAGGAAAACAUCUUGCCCUCAAGGAGAUUACACGCUAGUGGGUGGAGAUUGCCCAUAAACAAAAGUACAUCAUAUGUUAUGUUAACAUUUGAUAAGCAUGUGCUGAAAAAAUAAGGCAGGGAAGGAGGAUAAGGCAUAUAGGGGAGGGUUGCUGUUUUAAAGUGUGGUCAGGAAGGCCUCACUGAUAAAGUAACAUUUGAGCAAAACUGAAGAAGGUGAGAGAAUCUCUGUGGGCUAAUUUCUGGAUCUGCAUUUUUUGUAAGAAUGUACACUUUGCCUCACAUUUAAGAAUAAUCGGCAACAAAUUUAGAGCAUAUGAACUGAAUGAAACUGAUGUUUAUCUUAGUUUAUGUAUAAAUAUAUAUUAUUACACAUAAACUUGGUGUGUUAAAAGCUGUCAAAUAGAGCUAAAAGAGAAAGGUAAUAGGACUCUACACCCAGACCUAGUUUUACCAUUUUUCUGAUCCUUCAACAGCUACCAUUUUCCUCACCAAUAUUCCAGAGAAGGCUAUACACAAUACUCUACCAUUGAGAGACAGCAAGGAUUUAGGAUACACUAUAAUUGAUGAGCUUGAAAUUAUUCUUCAUCUGGAAUUGGACUAUAAAUAAUUACUAUAUGACAUUGUUUAUUUUGCUUUCUAUUCCAAAUCGUUGUUCCUCUACAGGUUGGAAAAUGUUAAAACAUUCCUGAAAUCUGAAUCAUACAAUCAGAAAUUUAAGGUGUUCUCACUCUAGCUGUAAAGAUCAUUUAGAAGACUUAAAUUCUUAAUUAAUUUCAAAAAGAAAUGUUUAUUAGCCAUAUACUGAAUUUUUAAUGAUAAUGUUACUAAUUCACUUUUCAGAUCAGUUUUUGGAAUGGUAAUUUUUUGGUACUGGAUUUAUUUCCAAUCACUUGAAUGGCAAAAAUGUACAUUUAUAAAGAAAAGAGUAAAAGAAACACUGAGAAAUUUAAAGAUUAUAAAGAGAAUCAAAACUCUAAAUUGUGUUAAUAAUUGCCAGAGCCACACAACUGAAAAUUUAACUGCUCUUCCAUCUUUUCUCCUCUACUCCUAAAGUAGAGGAAUCGUGUAGAGUUUGAUGCCAGUGGUUCUCAACCCAGGUUGUGCAGUCACUUAAUGGUAUUUGAGAAUGCUGGGGCGGGGUGCAUGUUUUUGGUUGUCAUAGUGACCAGGGAGCAUUUGGUGCCCGGUGCCAGGAAUGGUAAUGCCCCACAUGCCAGGGAGGGUCCCACACAACAAAGAAUUCCACCUACAAUGCCAACAGCAUUGCCCCUUCUCCAUGGAGAAACUUGCUAAGGCUGUUAGUUUUAGAGUUCCACGCCUAUCAGUUUUUUUCCCUCGACAAAAUUGCCGAAGUCCAAAGAUGCAUUUUCAGAAUUGCAACUACUAUAUUAAUAUGAUUUGUCUAGAUUUGUGGCAUUUAUCUGAAAUCACCAGUUGUGGAGAUGGUUUCCUUCCCCUUAAGAAUGCUGAUGGAAACAGCUAAACUCAUCUUAUAUCAUCUCCUAUUGCAUCGAUUCCACAAUACAUAAAAAAUAAAAGCCACCUUGAGGUAGCUGCAGUUUUGCAAAGUAGCCAAGUUAAAUCGAAGGGCCCCUUUUGGUAAUAGUAAAUUUUUUUAGCAAAAUCACAUUUUAAUAUUUUACAUGAAUAACCAGUGGGAAGAGGUUGAAUGCAUAGUUUAACAUGCUUAUUGCUGAAGCUCUAGACAUGUUAAGGGCUGUUUUUUAGCCUGCAAUUUUUAACAUGUAGUGGAUUUCUUUAAGACUUCGACACCAGCUGAGGUAUCAAACCUGAUCCCAUUAAAAUCCAGAAAUUUGUGGUUGUUGGGAGAGAUCCAGAAUAAUUCUCAUAGCAUUACUAUGUACAUAAUUUUGAUUUUUAGAGUUUUUAUUAGAAUGGUAAGAGUUUUAUGAAAGAUCAUUUAAAAUUUUUUUCUGAGUUAAAUAUUGGUGCAUUUUUUGAAUUUCGAUACACUAUAGACUUCGUUGCAGCCUUCUGAAACUAGCAGUCUCACCACACCACAUAUGUAUUAGAGCAUAAUUUUUCUAUAAUCAGGCACCUUUUGCUGCUUUCAAAUGACUGUUACCUUGUUUAGAUUUUAAGCAUUGCCAGAGAGAAGAAUCUGUUCUGUUCUUUUGAUUGUAGCACAGCCUGAUAGCUGUAGAUGCUGUCUUUUUUGUGAUGAAAACAAUGAGAGUGUACCAGGGAAAUCUGGAGCACCAGACGUUUCCUUGGAUUCCAGCUUAGUUUGCACUCUAUUGCCUGUGAGGAACUUUAUGACAUGUGAUUAUUUUAGUUUAAAACAAGAGUUCCAAGCACCUGCAUUAACUGUUUUGUGUUGUGUGCAGAAUAGUAUAACUUUUAAUGUCAGAUACGAUAUCCUGCACGUAUUGCUUUUGCACUUUUUAAAUAUUUUGUACUGAAUAAUAGAAAAUAUUUAUAUUCUUAGAGUGUGAGCUUUGAAUAGAUGGCAUUAUCACCUUAUUGUGUGUUUUUUUUUUUAACAAAAACUUUUUCUCAGUGAUUCUAUUGCAAUGUUAUUCUGAGCAAGUCCUAUGCCAAAUAUCUUGUAUAAUGUUUGUAUGGAAGAUUAAAUUUUACUCUUGCGUGGUAAGCUAUUGACUUCAUAGUUGGAAUUGGAUAUUCCAGCACAAACUCCGCAGUGUAUUCACAAAUGCAAGUUGUUGUCAUACAUUUCAUUUUGAUGUGAACUUUUCUUCGCUUUUCUUUGUUCUAAGACUCCAUUUUGCAAUAAACGUUUUGACAGUAAA
Messenger RNA from Choloepus didactylus (southern two-toed sloth), 6779 nucleotides. It is a transcript of the gene MAP3K20, whose product is annotated as mitogen-activated protein kinase kinase kinase 20. Gene Ontology annotation, biological process: protein phosphorylation. Lineage: Eukaryota; Metazoa; Chordata; Mammalia; Pilosa; Megalonychidae. The record is from RefSeq and is a predicted model, not a curated record. Gene Ontology annotation, cellular component: cytoplasm. The coding region runs from base 201 to 1565 and encodes 454 amino acids. The transcript has 12 exons. Gene Ontology annotation, molecular function: ATP binding; protein binding; protein kinase activity.